UUGAAGCUUCUAGUGUUCUCAUCAAAAAUUCAGAAUAAUCAAAGGAUCAAGAUGCGCGCAAUCAUUGCCUUUUGUUUCAUCAUUGUUAUCAUUUAUCUGAUCACACCAAACGAAGCCAACUAUAGGAAACCACCAUUCAAUGGGUCCAUUUUUGGAAAACGUGGAAGUAUUGAAAAUGACACGACUGGAAAAGCCAUGUCUGCGUUGUGUGAGAUCGCAUCCGACACCUGUCAAGCGUGGUUCCAAGCUUUAGAAAAUAAAAAAUAA
Messenger RNA from Parnassius apollo (apollo), 267 nucleotides. Lineage: Eukaryota; Metazoa; Arthropoda; Insecta; Lepidoptera; Papilionidae. The record is from the annotation of a GenBank genome assembly.